AUGGCUUCUAAAGAAGCAAAAAUUCUCCAAAGGCGGGAAUACAUCGAAAAUGUCGUUGUCGUUUGGCUCAAUAAUGGAAUUAACACAAAAGAACCAAUCGAACAAUUGCGAGCGAUUAGUAAUGAUAUUGAGGUAUUCGAUAAUGUUGAUGACUGUAUUGAUUAUAUAACCAAUUUGAGAAAUGUACGUAUUAUAUUCAUUAUUUCUAACAUGACGAAUCCUUUUAUAUUUACACUUGCCCAAGAUCUUUCAGCGAUUUUUGCUGUUUAUAUUCUAUGCUUAUCAAAUGAAGAAAUAGAGAAAGAUUGGUCACAAUCUAUCCGAAAGAUCAAAGGAAUCUAUACGGAUACUGACCAAUUGAUCAGUCGAAUUAAGUUUGAUCUGCGUCGGAUCGAAGAUGAACUUUUCGGAUUCGAAGUCUUGGAAACGAUGAACAUUACGUACCCAACAUCAAGAAGCUGCAACAAACAAGAAUGUACAUUCAUGCAUUCACAAUUGUUGAAGGAAGUGUUUUUAAGAUUCGAAGAUGAUAGCACAGCAGAAUUGAUUUCGUAUUGCCGAACAAUUUAUGCUGAUAAUUCUUCUUAUUUGGCAAUUAUUGAUGAAUUUGAACGUCAAUACGACAAAAGUAGAGCGAUUUGGUGGUACACAAAAGAAUGUUUUCUCUACAAACUACUAAACAAAGCUCUUCGUACACAACAAGUUGAAAUACUAUAUCAUAUGCGUACAUUUAUUCGUCAUCUUCAUGAACAACUCGUUCAACUUUCUCCAAAAGAUAAUCAUGUUCACUUGACGCCAACACUCAAGUUAUAUCGUGGUCAAAGAAUGUCGAUUCGAGAAUUUGACUUGAAAUUGAAGAAUAACGAAGGUGGACUACUUUCAGUUUCGAACUUCUUCUCUACAAGUACCAAUCCGGGAAUGGCGCUCAUUUAUGCUGGAGAAUCCGAUCGUGAAGAAGCAGCUAUCGUUUUCAACAUUGCUAUUGAUUUGAAUCAUGCUAAGAACAAUUCAUUUGCUUGUAUAGAACGAUUCAGUCAUUUCGGAGACGCCGAAGGCGAAUGGCUGUUUUCAAUGGGAACUGUCUUUCGAAUUGGAGCUAUUGAGUUGACUGAUAAGACAUGGUAUGUGUGUUUGAAGUUAACUGACGACCGAGAUGAAACUUUGGGAAGAUUAACUAUUCAUAUGAGCAAAAUUAUUCAGCUACAACGUCCUAACCCAUUAGUGCCUCUCUGCCGUUUGUUUGCACGAAUGGACGAGUGUGAGAAGGCAAUGGAAUUAUGUAAAAAACAUAUUAGAUCAGAAAAUGACUGGGAAAUGCGAGCAACCUUACAUGACACUCUUGCUUGGACUAAUGCCGAAGACGAGGACAAUGUUUCAGCAUUGGAAAAUCAUCAACGUGCACUAAAUACUAUUGCGGAACACGUUGAUGCAAACGAUCCAUUGCUCGCUUAUUAUCACAGUAAUGUAGCAAUUAGCUGUACUGCAGUCAAUCAGUAUCAACAAGCAAUUGAACAUUAUAAAAGAGCCAUUCAACUUGAAAUGAAUACUUCACAGCCAGAUUAUACAAAUAUAGCUUAUUGUUACGAAAGUACGGGAAAUAUUCUUCAAUAUUCGUUUAGCGAAUAUAAUGAAGCAUUAAUUUACUACGAGCGUGCUCUAGAAUUAAUGCUUAUACAUCUACCAUUAGCUCAUCCGGACACGAUGUCAGUGUAUAAUGAGAUAGCUAACGUUUACGAAAAGCUGAAUGAGUUUGAUAAAGCUUCAAGUGUCUUACAAUUAUGUAUCGAACAGCUGGAAAAGAAUUCGGAAUGUGAUCCUCAUGAUCUCGCUCACACAUGUGAACACAUUGCUGAAAUCUACAAAAAGCAGAAGAAGUUCGACGAAGCAGCUGUAAUGUUAAACAAAUGUCACACAAUAAGAGCUGUUCACCCAUCAUCGAGAAGUUUGGACCUGGAGAAUAUUGAUGUCGAUGAUUUAUUUCGAAAGCUGUUUGUAUACGAUAAUAAAUCAUGA
Adineta ricciae is the source of this 2013-nucleotide messenger RNA. The record is from the annotation of a GenBank genome assembly. Lineage: Eukaryota; Metazoa; Rotifera; Eurotatoria; Adinetida; Adinetidae.